Xyrauchen texanus (razorback sucker) is the source of this 1541-nucleotide messenger RNA. Its product is annotated as YY1-associated factor 2-like. The transcript is spliced from 4 exons. NCBI's taxonomy places the organism in Eukaryota, Metazoa, Chordata, Actinopteri, Cypriniformes, Catostomidae. The record is from RefSeq and is a predicted model, not a curated record. Gene Ontology annotation, molecular function: transcription coregulator activity; DNA binding. Gene Ontology annotation, cellular component: nucleus. Gene Ontology annotation, biological process: positive regulation of DNA-templated transcription. The coding region runs from base 60 to 608 and encodes 182 amino acids.
UGGUAGUCGCGCGCGAGAGGCGGCUGUGCCUGCAACGUUACGCAUACACUUUCUGCAGCAUGGGAGACAAGAGGAGUCCGACGAGGCCGAAACGGCAAGCGAAGCCCUCCUCUGACGACGGCUACUGGGACUGCAGCGUGUGUACGUUCAAGAACAGUGCCGAAGCGUUCAAAUGCAUGAUGUGCGAUGUCAGGAAGGGCACGUCAACGAGGAAACCUCGUCCUGUUUCCCAGCUGGUAGCCCAGCAAGUCCCUCAGCAGUUUGCUUCACCCACACAGCCCAAGAAAGAGAAAAAGGAAAAGACAGAGAAAGACAAGAAUGAGAGAGAACCAUUGCACAAAAAGAAUAAUCACAAGAAAAUGAGGCCCAGGUUAAAAAAUGUGGACCGGAGCAGUGCUCAGCAUCUGGAAGUGACAGUGGGAGAUCUUACAGUUAUCAUAACAGACUUUAAGGAGAAAACUAAGCCCUCUUCCAGUUCUUCCUCCAGCGCAGCAUCUGGAGAACACCAUUGCCAGAGCGGAUCCAACUCUGACAACACAGAAAGGGGGAUCUCCAGAUCCUCAUCCCCACGAGGGGAGGGGUCCUCACUCAAUGGGGAGUCUCACUAGGAACCCUUGGAUUAUGAACAUUACUUCUAGUCUCCUGAACCUAAUAAUCCAUUUUAACAGACACAGAAGUGAGAUUAUGUAUGCCAAGACUUACCAAGACACAGACUUAACUCAGCAAUACAGGCCAUCUCUCACUACCACAACUAUAGUAUCUGAAGAUAGGAUUUCUCAGGAUAUGGUUUUCCUGGUUUGCUUUAAUGCCCUGAAGGUCAGCUUGUGAUAAAUUGUUUUUAAGCAACUUUGAGUACAGAAAAAAUACAAGAAAUUGACAAUUCUAAAUUAUUUCUGUGUAGCACCAACAUGAUGGGAUAGUAUUAUGAAUCAGAUCAGUGUUGUCUGUUUGGAUUUAGACACCUACAUAAAGUCUUGUUCUCUUUACUAUCAUGGCAUAAUUUUGUAAACUUCUUUUAAACAGCAAUCUGAAAACACUGCAACAGCACCUGUUAUGUUCCAGAAAUUAUCCCUGAGGUUAAAAAAGCUUUGUGGUUAAAGACUUAUUGAGUCAACUGUUGUGCUUCAACAUUAAUAACAUGUAAAUUGCAGCAGUUACGUAUUGUAACUUUAAUAUACAUCAAAAUGCAUUAUGGGGUGCGUGUUAGGCCAUCUAUGAGUAACUGUGACAAAACAGGACUUCCUUUCUCUGUUUUUAAUUGCACCUGCUGGUACUUGGUAUGCUUUAUUAGAAAACAUUGUUUGCUUAUUUGUUCGUCAUUUUGGACACUUAUGGUAGAUUGCAUCUCUUGUGCGGCUUCUACUAUCUCUGUUGUGUGAGAAUGUCUUGAUAAAAUUCUGUUAAUUCCACAAGAAACAACAUUUAUGACUAAAAUUUUCAAAUGUAUUUGUAAGAUGUUGACUACAUCCCCUACUUUAUGAUGAACAGUGGUAUACAAAUAUAUUGCAGUAUAGAAGAUAUCUCUUAAUAAAAUGUAAGAU